This is a messenger RNA of Anguilla anguilla (European eel), 1114 nucleotides long. RefSeq names its product ribosomal L24 domain containing 1 (gene rsl24d1). Gene Ontology annotation, biological process: ribosomal large subunit biogenesis. The transcript is spliced from 6 exons. Gene Ontology annotation, cellular component: nucleolus. NCBI's taxonomy places the organism in Eukaryota, Metazoa, Chordata, Actinopteri, Anguilliformes, Anguillidae. Bases 318 to 806 code for a protein of 162 amino acids. The record is from RefSeq and is a predicted model, not a curated record.
AACUAGGGUGGUCAUAUAGACAUGCUCUUUGGCUCAUUAUUUAUACAGACGAAAUAAAAUUAAAAAGCUUUCAAUCGCUUGAAUAAUUUCCUGAUAAAUGUAUAUAACACUGGGGAAAUUCGUGUUAUAGAAACCGGAACUUUCAAAGUAAAUCAGGCAGCUAUCAGCAACUGAGUAAUCGCUUUAGUAUCGUACAGUUUCCUCUGGAUCUUUUCACCGGAAACUCGAUGUCGCAACUUCCUUCUUUUAAAACGUGCGUUUGUGUGUGGAAGGGCGAAGCUACAGUUGUACGUGAUUAGUAACUCAAAAUAUAAAAUAUGCGCAUUGAGAAGUGUUAUUUCUGCUCCGGACCGGUAUAUCCCGGACAUGGGAUGAUGUUUGUACGGAACGACUGCAAGGUGUUCCGGUUCUGCAAAUCAAAAUGUCACAAAAACUUCAAGAAGAAGCGUAACCCAAGGAAGACCAGGUGGACUAAAGCUUUCAGAAAGGCCGCCGGCAAGGAGUUGACAGUAGAUAACUCUCUUGAGUUUGAGAAGCGCAGAAAUAUUCCACUGAAAUACCAGAGGCUGUUGUGGAACAAGACGGUGGAAGCAAUGAAGAAGGUGGAAGAAAUUAAACAGAAGCGACAGGCCCGGUUUAUCAUGAACAGACUGAAGAAGGGCAAACAGUUGGAGAAGGAAGAGGCGAUCAACGAAGUGAAGAAGAACAUUCACCUAAUCAAAGCCCCACACGCAGGAAAAGCCAAGAAGCUGGAAGAGAAGAUGGUGGAAAAAUUACAGGAAGACAUAGAAAUGGGUGACGAUUAGCUGCUUUCUGUGGCUCAGCAGUCAGUUGAAAUAUGGUCAUCUGAAGAAAAAAAAAAAAACCAUUCAGCUCUUUAAAGACUUGAAAAACAGAAACUGUUUCCCCUGUCAGUGAGAGUUCUAAAGGACGCAGAGGUAAAAAGGACUCAUCCCAAUCUGGUGAUCCACUGAAAAUCAGUGGAAGUUGCAUCAGUUUCCAGAUGUGCUAUUUUUAAGCAUAAACAGUUGUUUGUGCUAUGAACCCUCAUCCGUGCACAACAGUGGUAAAUUUUGGGUUGCGCAUAAUAAAAAUCUUUAUCUGUGUAAACAAA